GGAAAGGAAGAACGAGAACGACAUGCGAUACGCCAAUUAUCGCAAUGAAACAAAAGAGCGAUAAAAGUCGCACGAAACAUUGACACUCUCAUCACUCUCUUGCCAUACGUUACGUGCUCGCUCGAAAAACUGUGACGGUAGGCCGGCGGUCAAUGUUUUAAUGAAUGAUUUUGUUAAAUGUUAAAUCUUAGCUAUUCAAAGAGCUGCAAAGUCCUCUCUAUACUGUUUAUAUCUGCAAUGUACAAUAACGAAGUAAAAUAAAUACUUUAUUUACAGAACUGCUCCUACCCAUGUGAAAUUGCACGGCUCGGAGGUGAUCGGUAUCGAGGAAAUUGUUGUGCAUGAAAACUACACAGGCAAUCUUUUGUACAAUAAUAUUGCCAUUUUAAAACUUAACAGGUCUUCCCUGCAUCGUCCGGAUUGUAUAGAAUACGAUAUGCAUCCAUUGGAUGCAAAUGAAUUAAUUACAACUGGAAUCCUUCCAAAAAUAACAUACGCCAAGGACGAAAAACAACCGACUGGUAAUGAGUUCAAAGUCACUGUCAAUUUUACAAUAUAUUUUAUUUAUUUCUUGUCUUGCAGACAUCCGUUAUGAGCCGGUUGAAAUCAAUGUAUCAUUAUACGAAAACAUGAAAUGCAAUCUAUCUAGCGAAUUUCAAAACGAGCAUUAUUGUUUCGGCGUAGACGAGUUUAUUGUACCGGGAUCGUGUGAUCUUUUACUGGGUGGACCAAUUGGAGCUCCAGGAUUAAAAGGAAUGAAUAUUUUCGGGAAUGAUUGUGGAUUUCCAAAACCGGCAGUAGCGUUGAAUUUUGUAUCCCACAAGUCAUGGCUCGAGUCAGUUAUUCUACCAACGAAGAGUCUGCGAGAUAAACCUGCAAAUGCUGAUGUGUUGUCGUACCACGAUGAAGAUCUGGAACACGGAUCUCAAUGUAGCUAUUCCAACGAGGUGAACGGUACAUGUGUGCAUAUUGGCAACUGCUCCUCAAUAAUUGAUAUAGAAUACGCCCAGAAAAGAGUUAUAUUCUGCAAAAGUAGCUCUGUUGUCUGCUGCCCAACCAAUCUGUUGAAAAUGCAGCCAAGUGCAAUAGAGGUCGAAUUUAGCGAGUGUGAAUCACGAUACAAAAGCCUCAGCAAGUUACGGAUGGAAAAAAUAGCAACUGAUAGGUCGCUUCAAUAUUCACACACGGUUGCGAUAGGUUGGGAAACCGAAACCGAUAUGAAAUUCGAGUGCUACGGAUAUCUCAUCAGUACUCGCGGAGUGGUUACGGCUGCUUCUUGUUUGCGGCUUCGAUCUAGCAAUCCCACAAUCGUACGUCUUGGAGAACAGGGAUGGACUAAUAGCCACCUCAUAUUUAGACUGAUCGAAGCUACAACCGUGCAUCCGAAGUACAACGAAACGACUGGAGAGCAUGAUAUCGCUGUGAUAAAGCUAAAGGAAGCUAUCCAUCCUUUCGUCCAUCUGUUUCCAGUGUGUUUGUGGCAGAAUACAACCCACUCUCCAGUACAUCAAGGCAUUAUGCAUAGCGGUGAGUAAAUAAAAGUUGUUUACAGUACAGUCAUUAUAAUUGAUGAUUGGAUAACGCAUUUUUCAUCUACAGCCUCUGGUGUGCUUAUCCCCAUUCAUCCGAUGUACAAUUCGGACUGUGAAAAGCGUUUGAAUCGUUCGUUUACAAUCCCUGGAAUGGGUUGUAUGCAUACGGAGCAUGAAACGUUUAUAGCAUACAUUAAUCAAGAAUGCUUAAAAAUGCAAAAGUAUACCAAUCUUGAUCGUAACACUUACGGACGCUUCAAAGCGGGAAAUCCUAUAAUAUGGCGAGAAUAUAACAAAACUGGAGAAGCGAGCUUUACUGAGUUUCUGGUCAACAUCUACAGCUAUGGAGACUGUGUUGAUGGAUUUCCAUUACACAUUGUGCAUCAUGUUGCAUUCUACGUGGAGUGGUUC
Anopheles coluzzii is the source of this 1943-nucleotide messenger RNA. Its product is annotated as serine protease snake-like. The coding region runs from base 525 to 1535 and encodes 336 amino acids. The transcript has 2 exons. Gene Ontology annotation, biological process: proteolysis. The record is from RefSeq and is a predicted model, not a curated record. Gene Ontology annotation, molecular function: serine-type endopeptidase activity. Lineage: Eukaryota; Metazoa; Arthropoda; Insecta; Diptera; Culicidae.